Molecule: messenger RNA, 984 nt
Organism: Penicillium verhagenii
Lineage: Eukaryota; Fungi; Ascomycota; Eurotiomycetes; Eurotiales; Aspergillaceae
Exons: 4
Coding region: 1-984 (327 amino acids)
Biological process (GO): transmembrane transport; carbohydrate transport
Cellular component (GO): membrane
Molecular function (GO): carbohydrate:proton symporter activity
Source: RefSeq, a predicted model, not a curated record
AUGGUCUACUUAGGUCUGUUAGGCAAAGGCCUUUUAGUAGCCAUCACUUGCUCGGCCGGCAUGGGCUUCAUCAUCUUCGGAUAUGAUGACGGAGUAAUUGGUGGGUUACUUACAGCGAAUUCAUUCAAAGAAACAUUUCAUCUCGGCUCCUCCAUGGAAGGCACAGUGACUGCACUUUUCGUGAUCGGCUGCCUGGUCGGAUGUCUAUGCACGAGCUUCAGUGGCGGACGCUGGGGUCGACUGACCAUCGCCCAAGUCGGAUCGGCCAUUUUGAGCCUCGGCGCUAUCAUCCAGGCUUCAAGUUAUACGGUAGCGCAGCUGAUUGUUGGAAGAAUUGUUGCUGGAAUGGGUCUUGGCUUGAUCACCAGCAACUUGGCUGUGUGGCAGUCUGAGACCUCAUCGCGGAAGAUACGAGGCACAUUGGUCGCGAUCUCUCUUAGCUUUCUCAUUUUGGGACAAGUUUUGGCAUACUGGAUUGACUAUGCGAUGUCGGAGUAUUUUAGCACAGUUUCUUGGAGAUUUCCGAUGGCAUUUCAGGCGGUUCUUGGGAUCAUUCUCAAUGUCAUGCUCUUCUUCAUGCCCGAGUCUCCUCGUUGGCUUUUCCAGCACGACCGGUACCAGGAAGGGACUGAAGUUCUUCGUCAUCUGCAAACAACCAAUGGCCAAGUGGAUGAAAUGGCUUUGGCUACCACGGUCGCAGAAAUCAAAGAUGCACUGGCACUUGAAACCGAGCAAAAAGGUUGGAUGGAUCUUCUUCGGGAUGACAAAGUCCAUUCUCGCCGCCGAGUCGCUUUGGCUUGUCUUCUGAACGCUUGUCAAGCUUGGAGUGGGAGUACACCAAUCAGUUAUUACACCACUGUGAUCUUCGAAGACUCAGUUGGUUUUAGUCAACAUUUCGCUCUGCUGAUGUCCGGGUUCCUGCAAAUUUGGUUUCUCAUUGCCUCGUUCGGCACCUGGUAUAGCAUUGAAAAAAUUGGACGCUGA